AUGGCUCUCCGGGAGGUGGAACGGGCAGGGGCCCGUUACACCUGGACGAAUAAACGACUUCGCCCAACUCAGUGUGUACUAGAUCGGGUUCUAGUUUCGCCGGUUUGGGAGGCGGCGUUCCCUCUUUGCUCGCUCACUACGAUCACAAGGGUGGGGUCUGACCACUCCCCUCUCUUGUUUAGCAGUGGCGAGGACGCACCUAUUUGCCAGUCGAGGUUCUUCUUCCAGACCUGGUGGCUCGGGGUGCCGGGGUUUGGGGACCUUCUUAGGGAGAAAAUUCGCGGUUUCAUUUUUGACCAUGGGCCGCACCGUUGCUCGGUUGAGGCAUGGCAAUAUGUCUCGCGGAACUCCAGGCAAUUCCUCAAAGGGUGGGGGGCCAACUUGGGUAAAGAGAAGAGGGACUUCCGUACCAACCUUCUGCGCCAGGUGGAAGAGCUAGAUCGGGUGGCGGAUGCCAACGGUCUAGAUGAGGAGGGGUGGGGCCUCCGGUACUUCCUUGAGGACCAACUCGUUGCACUAGACAGGGUGGACGAGGAAUACUGGCGUCAGCGGAGUAGGACUCAGUGGACCCUGAAGGGUGACUCGUGCACCGCUUACUUCCACGCGAUUGCGAAUGGCCGCAAACGCAAGUGUUCUAUUCCACGGCUCAUCACCGAGGCGGGCGAGGUGGAGGAGCCGCGAGCCCUCAUGGAGCACAUCUACCAGUUCUAUCAGGGCUUGAUGGGGGCUAAAGGGGAAGAGCGGGUCUUUGCCCUUGGCCCUGAUCUCUGGGAUGCAGAUCAGAAGAUUUCGGACGAGGAAAACUGGGGCGUGGAGGUCGCGUUCACCGCUGAGGACCUCGAUGAGGUCCUGGCUAGCAUGAAACCGGACUCUGCGCCGGGACCGGACGGGCUACCGGUUCUGUUCUUUAAGCGAUUACUGGGAAUCCUGCGAGAACCCAUCCUCCAGAUGCUGAAUGAUUUCGCCCUAGGGAGGGUGGACGUCGCCCGGCUUAACUUUGGGAUUAUCUCCUUAAUUCCCAAGGUUAAAGGGGCGGAGCGGAUCACGCAGUUUAGACCUAUCGCUCUGAUCAAUGUCAUUUUCAAGUUCGUGGCUAAGGCGUACGCGAUUAGAUUAGCACCGCUAGCUCAUAGGACGGUGGACCGGAGCCAAUCUGCUUUCAUCAAAGGGAGAUGUCUGCAUGAGGGCGCUCUGGCUCUCCACGAGAUUGCACAUGAACUCCGAGUGGGAAAGCAAGAGGGCUUGCUUCUUAAACUUGAUUUCGAGAAGGCCUAUGACAGGGUCAACUGGGACUUCCUGCAGGAGAUUCUCUUGCGGAAAGGCGCAGGGAUUGCGAACCUCAAAGUUAUCCUGUUGUGUUUCGAGAAUAUGUCAGGGCUGAAGAUCAAUUUUGAUAAGAGUGAAGUGGUGGUGACCGGGGUACCACUGGAACUUCAACAUCAGGUGGCCCACAUGCUUAACUGCAAGCGGGGGGAAUUCCCCAUCAAAUAUUUGGGCCUACCUAUCAGUGAUAAGGCGCUAAGGGUAGCGGACUGGAACUUCCUGCCAGAGAAGAUUGGGCACAGGGUGGACCCAUGGCAGGGGUUAUUCUUGGCCUCGGCAGGCAGGCUAGAGUUGACAAACUCGUGCUUGUCCAGCCUCCCGCAGUUUGCCAUGAGCUUGUACAUGCUUUUUGACAGCACCCAUAAAUCCAUGGACAGACCCAGGGCUCGCUUCUUUUGGGAAGGAGUGGGCAACAAACGCAAGUACCACAUGGUGGAUUGGGCUACGGUUUGUAAACCCAAAGCGUUUGGAGGAUUGGGAAUCCUCAACACCAAACUCAUGAACAUCGCUCUGAUGCUCAAAUGGAUUUGGAAGCUGUACCAAGACGCGGAUGGUCUCUGGGCGGACAUCAUCCGUGCUAAGUAUCUUGGGGGAAGGGAUCUCUUCGACGAAACGGUCCCUACCAGAGGCUCCCAAUUUUGGAAUUCCAUUCAGAAGAUUAAAUGGUACUUCAAACUUGGAGCCAAGCACGUGGCGCGCAAUGGGAGGCGCACCAGGUUCUGGCUGGACUGGUGGACUGGGAGGGGCCCUUUUAUGGCCAGGUUCCCCCACCUAUUCAGUUGCUGCACGGAUCCGUCCAUCUCGGUGUUUGAUGCCAAGCCACCGGAUGGGCACCCCGGGGAGUGGGGUGUUGCAUUUCGGCGGCAAUUUGGGAUGGUUGAGAUGGUUGAAUGGGACAACCUUCGUCGGGAGGCCAUGGGUUGGCAGCCGGGUCUUGAGGAUGACAAAGUGUCCUGGUCCCUUGAUGCGUCAGGGACAUACACCACCAGUUCGGUCUAUCUUGCACUGACGCAGGGAGCGACAGUCACCUGUUUCAAAGAAGCUUGGCGCACCAGGGUUCCCCCUAAGAUUCGGGUGUUUCUUUGGCAACUCAUCCGUGGUAGGUUACCUUCUGCUGAGCAAGUUGCCAAGCGCCACGGACCCUCGGACGGGAGGUGCGCUCUGUGCCAGGAGAUUGAAGAUUGCAAUCACAUCUUCUUCUCCUGCCCCAUCGCCAAACUCAUGUGGGCUGGGGUUAGGGAACUCCUCCACUGCGACUGGAACCCCACGGGACCGGGGGAGUUCAUUGCAAUCGCCCAGGGGCUUUACGGCCCCCUUCGUAGGCUAGUUUGGUUCACGUUUGCUGCCAUGUGUUGGACUCUUUGGAACACGCGCAACAAACUAGUCUUUGAAGGAAAGAUGAUCGGGAACCCAGCUGAUGUUUUCUAUCAUAUGCUCAUUCAUAUGCAGUCCUGGAGGGUUCUGGUCAGACAGAGGGACCGGGCGAUGCUGGACGCGGCGGUGGACGACGUCAGGAGGCUCUACGCGCGACUACGGGCUGAGUAG
Messenger RNA from Lolium perenne, 2868 nucleotides. RefSeq lists its product as uncharacterized. NCBI's taxonomy places the organism in Eukaryota, Viridiplantae, Streptophyta, Magnoliopsida, Poales, Poaceae. The record is from RefSeq and is a predicted model, not a curated record.